AUGACUUCUUCCAUAUUUCUACCUUCCUCGCCGCCGCUGUUUCCAAACGCGGAUGACCAAGAUGACGAUAUACCGUCCUCGCCGCCAAUCUUCCCAACAUACGAAGUGACAGUCCCCAGCCGGAAACGUCCUUGGCCGGUGCUUGACGACCCGUCAAGUGACCCAUUAUUUUCAGACGACAAUCUCGGCGCAGAGGACCGGUCGCAAUAUGAAGGCCCGAAACAGAAGCGCAUGCUGAAAAUGCCGUGGUGGAAGUUAGGCAUGAGGUCACGUCUGGAAAAAGAGCCAGUCAUAGGCAAGGACAGCGGCGUUUUCAUGGGUAGCGAUGCAAGCAUGGAGGACAGCAGCGCAGAUGAGGGUAUUUUCGAUGGGAGCUGUGAUCUACCUUCGACUCCGCGAACGGUACGGCCAACGCAAUCGGCACAAAAUACACCCAUUGUCAAAGAUGGACCUGAGCAACGGGCGAUUCGCAUGAUUGAAGAUUGUGUCGACAAUGGAAACGAAAGAAUCGACCUGGCAGGGUUCGGCUUGGCCGGUAUAACGCCCGCUAUGAUCAAACCUUUACAUCACUUGAUUCGACAAGCACACAUCGCUGGAGCAGAGCCUCCCUCAGAACAUGAAUUUCGCGCCCUGACACCCUCCAUCAAGAUGUUCCUCGCAGGCAACUCCAUCACCGGAUUGCCUGGCGAUCUUUUCGAGCUGCAGAAUCUCACAGUGUUGAGCUUAAGAAGUAAUCUAAUCACAUCAAUACCACCGACCAUAUCCCGAUUGCAGAAGUUGCAAGAAUUCAACAUCUCCAGUAAUGCUCUCGAAUACUUGCCGUGGGAGUUAUUACGCCUUUAUGAAAAGGAUCAAAAGAUUGUCGUGCGACCGAACCCCUUGGUUCGACCAAAGCUGGCAGAAGCCGAUAUUGAUGCCUUGCGGAGCACGUCUCGCAUUUCCAUGUCGUCACAAACAGAUCCCGACGCAGCCAUGCGACUCAAAAUAUUAAGGCUCAAGUCAACAGUCGACACUUUAGCAGAGAAUACCUACCACGCGAUACGUUCGGAAUGUCGGGCAGCAGGUGUUCGGGACCUUGAGACCGAGAUGCAAUUGCGAAUAGCGCUAGCUCAAGCAAUGCAUAGUGAGCAUAAACGACGAAUUGAAUACGAGAGCGCCUCACCCCUAAUCUUCGUGGCGUCCACGACAGUACGAAAGUUGCAAAAAGGCUUUGCGGCUACAGAGACCGAACACCGCCUGGCCAGAUCACCUUCAUCAUCGAAAGAUGAGGGCAGUCUUAUGUCCUUCGGAGACCACGACCACGAUUCCUUAUCCUCGACGGAACCUGUUCGAGUCACCGGUCCGGGUGCUCCUUCCCUGCUUGAGCUCUCUCUACAGUCCGUUCAGAAACAUAUGUUCCCCGCUCAAAUCGCUAGUCUGCGUGAUGACUCCCCACCACAAAUCCAGGCCGCGUUGAAAUUGACUCUCGAAGGUGUUGAAUACGGCAACAGACAUUGUUCAACGUGCGGUCGUAGCUUCAUCAUCCCCUGGGCACGCUGGAUUGAGUUCUGGUUGUGCGGGAAUCCCAAUACUAGCUGGGACAAUAUUCUUCCGUUUGAGAGAUUCGCGUGUAGUGAGGCGUGCGCGCGGCCAUCGGCGCCAGGAACCUUUCGGGAAAGGAGAAAGAGAGAGAGGACAGACGGCUUUUAA
This is a messenger RNA of Dissoconium aciculare CBS 342.82, 1689 nucleotides long. RefSeq lists its product as uncharacterized. The transcript has a single exon. Lineage: Eukaryota; Fungi; Ascomycota; Dothideomycetes; Mycosphaerellales; Dissoconiaceae. Gene Ontology annotation, molecular function: protein binding. The coding region runs from base 1 to 1689 and encodes 562 amino acids. The record is from RefSeq and is a predicted model, not a curated record.